Molecule: messenger RNA, 1319 nt
Organism: Colletes gigas
Lineage: Eukaryota; Metazoa; Arthropoda; Insecta; Hymenoptera; Colletidae
Gene: Cdk5
Product: cyclin-dependent-like kinase 5
Exons: 7
Coding region: 168-1073 (301 amino acids)
Biological process (GO): protein phosphorylation; synaptic vesicle transport; axonogenesis
Cellular component (GO): cytoplasm; nucleus
Molecular function (GO): cyclin-dependent protein serine/threonine kinase activity; ATP binding
Source: RefSeq, a predicted model, not a curated record
GAAUGGUGGAAAAGAUUUAAAAGAAGCGGCAGGCACAAGUCGUCGCGACGCCCCGGCGUCUGUUUUGGCGUGGGUGGCGCCGUCACCAGCAGUGAUUUCGCGCACGACCGUUUUGAGUGCAGCGCUAACCACUCUGCGACUAUUCCGCCCGUAGUAUUGGCAAAAAUAUGCAAAAAUAUGAGAAACUCGAAAAAAUAGGAGAAGGCACUUAUGGAACCGUUUUCAAAGCGAAGAACCGCGAGACUCACGAAAUCGUCGCCUUGAAAAGAGUACGAUUGGAUGAUGACGACGAAGGUGUACCGUCCUCCGCUCUCAGAGAGAUUUGUCUACUAAAGGAGCUCAAACACAAAAAUAUAGUCAGAUUGUACGACGUGUUGCACAGCGACAAGAAACUGAUAUUGGUCUUCGAACACUGUGAUCAGGAUUUAAAAAAAUAUUUCGACAGUUUGAACGGGGAAAUCGAUUUGGACGUCGUCAAAACUUUCCUAUACCAGUUACUGCGUGGAUUGGCAUUUUGUCAUAGCAGAAAUGUGUUGCACAGAGAUCUCAAGCCACAAAAUUUGUUAAUUAACAAGAACAGGGAGUUGAAAUUGGCUGACUUCGGACUGGCGAGGGCCUUUGGAAUUCCUGUGAAAUGUUAUUCCGCGGAAGUUGUGACGCUAUGGUACCGUCCUCCAGAUGUUCUGUUUGGAGCAAAAUUAUACACAACGUCCAUCGACAUGUGGAGUGCCGGAUGUAUAUUCGCAGAACUGGCGAACGCCGGCAGACCGCUGUUUCCUGGUUCUGACGUGGACGAUCAACUGAAGCAAAUAUUCAAGAUGCUGGGCACACCGACCGAAGCGACAUGGCCAGAUUUCACGACUCUUCCCGACUACAAGCCCUUCCCAAUGUACCCUCCUGGCUUCAGCCAAGGAUUGGCUCAAGUUACGCCGAAACUCAAUUCCAAAGGCAGAGACUUACUGCAGAGAUUGUUAGUGUGUAAUCCGGCGCUACGAUUGUCGGCGGACGAAGCAAUGGCGCAUCCCUACUUCAACGAUUUGAACCCUGCCAUCAAAAACGAUCGUUGUCAGUAGCGAAUUCCGGUUAGUUUAGCCCGAUGAUCGAAUGCGCGUACCGAGUACGGAUGGCGGCGGCGACCAAAAUCACACCGAUGAAGAUCGUUUGUUAAUAUAUACAUAUUACUAUUAUAUACGUGUGUUUCGCAUUCAGUGCCGUCGACGACGAUGCGAAAUAAACACCGACGAGUCCUGUUUUCUAAGAAUGUCCAAGAGAAAUCAAUAAAUUGUCAAUUUUAUCAGUGACGGUAAGUCUCUAACGUA